ACGGCGUCAAAUCUCUUCCUUGGUGGCUUCAAACAAGAGGAGAGAAGCGAAGGUAUAGCGCGCAAACAAGAGCUCCAAACACUGCGGGAGGAGAGAGGAGGCGUGUGAGAGUUUCGCAUUCUAGAUUUUUAUAGGCGGCGCGAGAAAUCUUCUGUGUUCUUGUUUUCUCCAAGAGCUAGAGCUAGCGCAUUCCAGGGAGGAUUCGCGGCAAAUCGGUGGCAAUGCAAGGCUUGUAACAAGCAGAGAAAUCUUUGUUUUGUUCCGACAGGGAUUCUCCACGAAUCUAGCGCGAGCUUAAACAACUAGUAGACUAGAUUUUUUUAAUUUGUUCGUCAUGGCGGUGGCCUCCUUGGAAGUAGCACUGAGUCUUUGCUCUACCUCCAGUGGCACCGACUCAAGAACAGGGCUCCAUAGAUCCAAGACGGCGAUGGUGUCGCAGUUCUUGAGCUCGAGGAGCUGCCAGAGACUGCUGCUCACUUCUCGGCAGAUCAGGAACGCGUCUAGAAGGAUCUCGCCGGUAGUGGAGGCUCGAUUGUUUGGGCCAGCGAUCUUCGAGGCGUCCAAGCUCAAAGUCUUGUUUCUGGGAGAAGAUCAUGACAAGCACCCCUCAAAGUCUCCCAGGACGUACACGCUCACGCACAGCGACAUCACCGCCAAGCUCACGCUGGCGAUCUCGCGAGAGAUCAACAAAGCACAGAUCAUGGGGUGGUAUAGCAGGCUCCAAAGAGACGAAGUUUUGGCCGAGUGGAAGCAAACCAAGGGCGAGAUGUCGCUACAUGUGCAUUGCCAUAUCAGUGGUGGCCACUGGAUGCUCGACGCCAUCGCUCCUCUUCGAUUCUACAUCUUUCGCAAGGAACUCCCAGUCGUUCUGGAAGCAUUUCGGCAUGGGGACGAACCUCUCUUCCGGAAUCAUCCAGAGCUGGAGGGAGCGCUGGUUUGGGUCUACUUCCAUUCCAACGUGAGUGAAUACAACAAAGUCGAGUGCUGGGGACCUCUUCGCAACGCUGCAAAGACUGGAUCAGAGGCUGCCAAACAGGCAAUCCAGGAAGCCAUCAAAGAGAUCGAGAAACCAUGGCACAGCUGCACGGGCCCCUGCACUUGCUGCUCCAGAAACUCCCUCAUUCCGGUUCCACAAUCUCUACUCGAGGCAUCAUCGCCAUCGAUCUCGACUCAGUCGUCUCCUUCGCCUGAUGCGUGACAAGGAAACUAACAAAGCCUUGUUCGUCGCAAGGUAGGCCAUUUUGUACAGUAAAAGGACAAAGAAACAGAGAAAAAGAGGAGCCAUUCUGGAAUGGCACUCAAUUCUGUAUUAAACUUUCAGUUCAACACGAAUUGUAUUCUUGUA
Molecule: messenger RNA, 1345 nt
Organism: Selaginella moellendorffii
Lineage: Eukaryota; Viridiplantae; Streptophyta; Lycopodiopsida; Selaginellales; Selaginellaceae
Product: protein STAY-GREEN, chloroplastic
Exons: 6
Coding region: 335-1198 (287 amino acids)
Source: RefSeq, a predicted model, not a curated record